AUGAGCGCAUCAGCUGUUCUGGACGACUGUGUGAUCACGUUCUCCGUAUCCGACAUCCUCAAAAGGUUCUACAGCUGCAGCAUCGAGAAUAUCCUGACUGGUUGCAUCACUGUCUGGUACGGCAACUGCUCGGGCUCCGACCGCAAGGCACUACAGAGGUGGGAUGCUAUAACAGAGAUGGAUGAACACAACCGUCCCAUCCAUACCUUCCAGGUGUGUCACGUGAUGGAACCCAACCAGAACAACUGGCUACGCUCCAACUGGAUCUUCCGCCAGGCCGCACAGAAGGUGUAUGUGGAGCUGCGGUUCACUCUGAGAGACUGUAACUCCAUCCCCUGGGUAUCUGGGACCUGCAAGGAGACCUUCAACCUUUUCUACUAUGAGACAGACGAGUCCCACGGGGUCAAGUUCAAACCCUCCCAGUACACCAAGAUCGACACCAUCGCUGCAGACGAGAGCUUCACUCAGAUGGAUCUGGGAGACCGCAUUCUGAAGCUCAACACAGAGGUGCGGGAAGUGGGUCCUAUCUCCAGGAAGGGUUUGUACCUGGCAUUCCAGGACAUUGGGGCGUGCAUCGCCCUGGUCUCAGUCAGGGUGUACUAUAAGAAGUGUCCCUUCACCCUGAGGAACCUGGCCUCCUUCCCUGACACCGUGCCCCGGGUCGACUCCUCCUCCCUGGUGGAGGUCAGGGGGGCGUGUGUGGAGCAUGCCGAGGAGAGGGACACGCCCAAACUGUACUGCGGCGCUGAUGGUGAUUGGCUGGUGCCUCUGGGGAAGUGUGUCUGUAGCGUGGGCUACGAGGAGAUGGACGGGGCGUGUUUCGGUGAGUGA
Messenger RNA from Oncorhynchus masou masou (cherry salmon), 831 nucleotides. Its product is annotated as ephrin type-A receptor 6-like. Gene Ontology annotation, molecular function: protein binding; ATP binding; transmembrane-ephrin receptor activity. Gene Ontology annotation, cellular component: dendrite; plasma membrane. The record is from RefSeq and is a predicted model, not a curated record. NCBI's taxonomy places the organism in Eukaryota, Metazoa, Chordata, Actinopteri, Salmoniformes, Salmonidae. The coding region runs from base 1 to 831 and encodes 276 amino acids. The transcript is spliced from 5 exons. Gene Ontology annotation, biological process: ephrin receptor signaling pathway; protein phosphorylation; axon guidance.